AUCCACCGACACGAGCGCGCUUCUGCGCAUGUCCUUGGCAUAUUUCCACUUUUGACAUUCGCUAUCCUCUCUCCACUGUUGCGUGUGUAAAUAAUACAGGAAGGAAGUUAGUCUAAAAUUUUUUAAAAUAGUUGAAUUUGUAAAAAGUAAUUAAAAUCGGAAAAGCGAAUUACAAACAUAUCACUGUCUCCACACCUUAUGACACCCUUUAGAAAUGGCGCACAAACACAAAUUAGCAAUAUAUUUCCUCUGUCUCACGUUAGGUGCACUCCGAAUAGCUGAUGGACAAUCGAUUUCGAAUACAGUACAUCGCACACAAGCUGCCACGGAGCGUAUUAACGAUCUUUCCUGCUACGAAUGUGAUACCAUGGACCAUGGCGAGGCGUGUGUGGAUGUUACGACACACAAUUUAACGAAUUUCAUACGCAAGUGUAAGGGUGAGGAGUUCAUUUGUAUGGUGAAACGUUUCUCCUACACCACCAGCACUGAGAACUCCACAAGUGCACCCAAAAUGUGGUCACUGGAUCGACGUUGCGCUGUGAACUGUGAAGCUGGCUGCAUUGUGAUUGGCGAGAGGACAAAACUGUAUGCUUGUACUUCUUGUUGCGAGAAGUCGCUCUGCAAUACGGGUCGCGGACGCGCCAUGACUACUUUUCAGCGCGUCGAGACCGGUAUAGGUACAUGGUGGUGUGCGGUGUUGUUGUUGUCGUCAAUGCAGCAACGAUUUUUCGCAUGGAGUAAUUCUCCGUUGCUGGCAGUGUAAGAUUUGCGGGCAGAGGGAGAAGGAAUGACGGAGAAUAAAACGAAAUAAAUACUUGUCGUGUAGUGUGUGAUGAGCCCAUUUGGAAAGCUUUGGAGACUCAAAAUUUUGAGCUUACCACACACUUUGCUCAUAAGCCAAAAUCUUAUUAAAAAUAAUUAAGUAGUUGAAAUGUUUUCUUCCUGUUCAAAUCUGCAGCCAAAUACUUUUGUGAUAUCAAAAAGGAUGAUUACUGUAAUAAGUUAAAUUACUUGA
Molecule: messenger RNA, 1015 nt
Organism: Ceratitis capitata (Mediterranean fruit fly)
Lineage: Eukaryota; Metazoa; Arthropoda; Insecta; Diptera; Tephritidae
Exons: 3
Coding region: 215-763 (182 amino acids)
Source: RefSeq, a predicted model, not a curated record